This is a messenger RNA of Triticum turgidum subsp. durum (durum wheat), 453 nucleotides long. NCBI's taxonomy places the organism in Eukaryota, Viridiplantae, Streptophyta, Magnoliopsida, Poales, Poaceae. The record is from the annotation of a GenBank genome assembly.
AUGGCGUCGUCGGCCGGUGGUGCAGGCGCGGGGGCUGCCGGCGGGGGCGGGGGCGGCAGGAGCAGGGACAUAAGGCUGACGGUCUACCUCGGCGCCGCCCGUGUGCCCAACCUCUUCCACGUCAGAUGCAUGCCGGUGACGACAAAGCAGGACAGGGUGUUCGACAAGGUCUUUCGGGCUAUGAGGAACGACCAGGAUGGUAUCAUCGUCUACCGGGACGGCACCCUUGACGAAGCCACCUUCGCCGCCGUCUGUAGUGAGCACACCCCCAUCGAAGACGUCGGGUACCACGUCAUCCCUGGCAGUGUUUGCAGCGAGUUCGGCUAUCUUCGGCAUAGCAAGAUCCAUGGUGGCAACUUCGACGAGGAGACCUGCAAGGGCUGCCCAGGCCAUAAGGAUGUCGUCCGGCUCAAGGACCUCUCCCCCAGAUCCUGCAGAAACAUGUGGGUCUAG